Molecule: messenger RNA, 3605 nt
Organism: Salarias fasciatus (jewelled blenny)
Lineage: Eukaryota; Metazoa; Chordata; Actinopteri; Blenniiformes; Blenniidae
Product: mitochondrial fission factor-like
Exons: 8
Coding region: 79-954 (291 amino acids)
Biological process (GO): positive regulation of mitochondrial fission
Cellular component (GO): peroxisome; mitochondrial outer membrane
Source: RefSeq, a predicted model, not a curated record
AGAGCAGAAGAAGAAGAAAGAUGGCCACCUGUUGAUCCGCGGAGGGAGACUGCCGGUCACUGCGGCUCCGCAAGGGAGAUGGCUCAGUUCCCUGAUCCGGCCUUCAUGGAGUCCAUCAACAUCAACAUGCGGGUCCCGGAGCGUCUCAGCGUGGGUCCGGGGCCCGAGGCGGGACCGGGUCCACGGCAGUCCGAGGAGGAGGGGGGCGGGGCCGGGAGGAGGGUUCCUCCCGCGUACGCCAUGCACAUCCCCGACCGGCUGACGUACGCAGACACCCCCGACAUGAGCCCCAGACCGCUGUUCAGACCGGCGUCCGGGGUCCCUCUGGGUCUGGAGCCCUGCUGGGAGAACGUGUGUGUGGAGGCGCUGCACAGGGACGGACUCCAGAGCCCCAUCCGCAGAUCGUACAGUGACCAGAGCUUCGGCCGGACCCCCCCCGGUACCCCCACCCAUCUGAAACAGGCCCUGACGGUGCCCAGACCCCCGUCCAGCUGCCCGGAUGCAGGACCCCCUCCUGGUCGGCGCCCUGCAGUGCCCCCCGGCCCCGCCCCCAGCCCCGCCCCCGGCCCCUGCCUCCUGUCUCCACAGCUCAUGCUGCAGACGGCCCGGCAGCUGGGCCAGCAGGCAUCACAGCGCCUCCUGCAGGCAGUCAGCCACAAGUACAGCAGAUCUAGCGCUCAGGCUCCGCCCCCAGCAGCAGGAGUGCUGAGCCCAGUCCCAGCUUCAGGACUCGUGGACAACAGUGAGACCAGGACGAUGGAGAGCUGGAGCCCAGAGGAGGAGGGAGGAGCUGCUGUGGAGUUCAUCAUCCUGAGGAGACAGGUGCUGAAGAUGAGUCGCCGUCUGGCGGCUCUGGAGCGCCACAGUGUGGAGCAGAGGAGUACUGAGCUGCUGCUGUCCUCCCUGCUGCUGUCGGCCCUGCUGCUCAACGCCUGGCUCUGGACUCGCAGAUAGCCGGCCCGGGGAGGGCGGAGGGACGCUCUGAGCUGGGCUCCUGACCUGACCGCCUCCCGUGACUCUUGCCUCCAUGGUGACCUUUGACCCCAUGGACCUGACGGACCGUGGCCCGGAGCCCAUGCCACAGCCGUCGGCUCUGAUCAGGCUGCUGUCCCACUGGGAGGGACUCAGACCUGCCGUCCCCUGAGGGAGCUGUGCAGAACGUUCCGCUGUUCUCUGUCAAGCCCCGAGAGCCGUCCGACGCUUUGCCCAUGAGAACUGAGGUGCUGCCGCUGCGUCCUCUCUGGACAGACAUUGUCCACCGUCAGUCUCCACCCUGGCGGAGACAGUUGGAGCUCCAGUCUCCAGACCUGCAGCUGCUUUCAGGUGGACAUUGGACACGUUCAGUUUGGACUCAGGACUCGGGUUUGUCUCAGCAUCUCAGUCUCAUUUCAUUAUUUUUCACUUCAUUGAGCUGAUUUUGCUCUUUUCGUCUUUUUGCCAUCGACACGGAUCCUUUAUUCAACUCUUGAAGCAGGUUCAGAUCAUGAAGACACCGUUUUUCCACUUUUAGAGUGUUUAUCAGGAGUGUGAAGUUUAGAGAGUGAAGUUUAGAGUGUAUUUAUCAGCAGUGAAAAGUUUAGAGUGUUUAUCAGAAGUGUAAAGUUUAAAGCGUAUUUAUCAGCAGUGUAAAGUUUAGAGUGUUUAUCAGCAGUGUAAAGUUUAGAGUGUUUAUCAGCAGUGUAAAGUUUAGAGCGUAUUUAUCAGCAGUGUAAAGUUUAGAGUGUUUAUCAGGAGUGUAAAGUUUAGAGUGUUUAUCAGGAGUGAGAAGUCGUUUUUGUCUGAUGAGCAGAACCUUAAUGGAUUGAUUGAGACUGAAACGCCACAGUCCUGGCAGUUUUCCCAGCAUGCACCGGGAGUCAGGGAGCAGGCCUGGGAGCAGUUCGCUGUGUGAAGCUGCUCUGAGCAGUGAAGCAAUCCGUCGUUAAUCCAUGAGCAGAAGGACCCAUGUUCUACCUGAGCCACUGCCGGAUAAACUGCUGCUGUUUAUAAAAUGUUACAUUUUGAGCAAAACGUUUGGAUAUUGGGGGUUCAGCACACACACACACACACACACACACACACACACACACACACACACACUCCCCUGUGUGGUUUUCCUUUGUCAGGUCAGGGGUCAGGAGGUCAACAGCAGUGAGAGGAGCGUGUUCCUCCGGUCGGGCGUGACCUCUGCUCUGUCCUCGGGGCUCACUGGGAGCAGAUGGAGAGCCUGGUCCAGUGGUUUCUCUGCCUCAUGGUGCUGAGAAGCUGAAGCUCCAGCAGGGGGCAGCAUCUCCCAGCAGGAACCAUACUUCCAGUGUGGACUGACUGAGUGUGGCCUGAGGUCAAAGGUCAGUGAUAUUCAGAGCGGUCUCUCCUGGAGCGUCACAGGGGGCUGAUGGGGGUCUGAAGACCAGAACAUCUUCAGCCGCUGCAGCCUGGGACCACUUCCUGUGUCUCCAGACACCACUUCCUGUGUCUCCUGGGACCACUUCCUGUUAAUCAUGAAGUACAAAAUCUCACUUCCACGAACAGAACAUAACAUUAUUUUUUCAGGGAUUCCAAAAGGCGGGAUUAAUCUGUUAAAAGGAUCCAAAUUCAACCCACAAACUCAGAAAGUUUAACAUCAGAUAUUAAUAAAUGGAUAUAAAUAAAUGUAUAAAUAAAUGUUCAAACUAAUUAAUCAGAAACGAUAUUCGACCCACAGGUGGAGCUGCAGCAGCAUCCUGCUGGAGCUCCAGAUCCGGUGGAACAGCUGGAACCAGGCCUGGAGGCUGGAGAGAAGGUCUGCAUCAAGAACAAAAUCAAAGAAAUAACCUUUAAAAUCCUUCAUAAUAUCAUGCAGCUAAAAAAACAUUGCAAAGAUUUAAGUUAAACACAGACUCCAGCUGCUGUUUCUGUGCAAAGGAGAUGAAACAAUCCAACAGCUCUUCUCUCAGCGGAGCUUCAGUCAAACUUUCUGGACUAAAGCUGCAGUUUUUUUGUCAAAUAGAACCAAAGGAACCGUCCGCCUCCAGGAGAUCCUCAAUCUGUUCAACACCCACUUCCACCAGAGUAAGGAAACACGCCUGUUAACCAGCUGAUGAUACUGCUGGGGAGAUUUCAUAUCCACUAAAUGAAAUGGGCAGAGAAGAAAUCGAACUGGAACCACUUUCUAGAAGAGUUAAAACUUUGCAUAAAAUACUUCGCUAACUCUGACAACUUAAAGGCUGUAAAGACGACGGCUCUAAUGGAGAAAUUCUGCACCAAUCUGAUGGAUCAGUAAAUCCCUGCUCCGGUAGCUUAUUGUUGUUUUUUCUAUUUUCCUGUGAACGUUGUUAUUUUUGUUUAAUAAGGCCUCCCCUGGCGGCAGAGCUGAGACUUCUGAAUGUAAUGACAGGUAAACGGUGUGUGUCUGUCUAAAUGUUUUGUUUGUUAGUACUGUUUUUUGUCUUAAAAAAAAAAAAAGACACCACUUCCUCUGUCUCCUGGGACGACUUCCUCUGUCUCCAGGGACCAAGCUCCAUCAGACAGGCUACACCUCACACUCCAUCCAACCAUCUACACAACAAAACUGUUAAGACCUCCACCUGUUUCAAUCCCCUCCAAUACCACACCUCCACUUGUUCUCAGACACCCCGCCAAAAUAA